Messenger RNA from Arachis ipaensis, 579 nucleotides. RefSeq names its product putative F-box protein At1g67623. Gene Ontology annotation, molecular function: protein binding. Lineage: Eukaryota; Viridiplantae; Streptophyta; Magnoliopsida; Fabales; Fabaceae. The record is from RefSeq and is a predicted model, not a curated record.
AUGGAUGGGGCUUCCAAGGCACGCAGAAAGGAACGGGACGUACCCGUCGAGUACGAGUGUCCGCUGAAUAUUCUGUCUCGCGAUAUAUGGGUGAGGAUUGCCUCGAAGGUUGCAUCGAAUUCGAUCCGAGACCUACUCAGCAUGCAGGCUACUUGCAAGGUGUUCCUUGAUGCAUGUACUUCGGACGCUGUAUACCAGCAUGCGACGAUGUGGCAGAUACGGUUGGUCUCAUUUUUAUUUUACCUUGACCGGGCUGAAAAGAGGUUCCUCGAUCGAUGCGUCGAAAUGGGAAAUGCUGAUGCUAUACUCCGGCAGGGGUUAACGGAGUAUUUCUGGAUUGGACGCCGUGGCAUUGGAAUGGAACUGCUUGCCAGGGCCGCGACGGAGGGAAGCGUCGAAUCGGGUCACCUGUUUGCCAUGUUGCUACUGUGCGAACAUGAAGACGAAGAAGAAGUGCAAAAGGGUGUUGAAAUGGUAGAGUUUAUACGCACUUCCGGAAAGAUCGAAAUGUGCAGGGAGUUCUUCACAGACAUUUUCUGGGAGCGAUGGAUCGACGAGAGACCAUCGGAUCCGGGAUAG